AUGGAAACCAACACUCUACCCGUCGCCGACCCGGCCAUUUUCCCCACUCCCCCAGAGGAAGAUCACUUCAACCUCAACGAAUUCAGCGGCGCCCUGUCUGAAGCUAGCGAUUCAUCGCCGCAAAAAUCCUCGACGGCUGAACCUUUCAAUCCUGCUCUGGGUCAUCCCUCCCUACACAUCGUCGAAGUAUCCGAGAGUCACCAAACGUUUUCCGACCAGCCCAGAGAUCAGUGGCUCGAUCGCUCCAUCUGCGAUGUCUCCCCUCGCCUGAUACCUGCCCCCGACUUUGCCACCCUGUACGGUGUGUUACGCGUAGCUACGUCUACCCGCAGCGUACAAGUGAUAGAUGGGUUUCACGUCCAGGAGUGUCGGGGAUACUACUCGCUGCGCGUCACGCCCAUCUUCGAGGGGUUUACGCUGCUUUACGUCGUGCUGGAGGCCCACAAUGUCACCAAGGACUACAUCCAGUCGGUAGGCAACCGCAACGCUUACCUGAGCGAGACGUACAAGAUUCUGCUAGACACGGUUCGAGACUACGCUAUCUUUAUGCUGGAUACUCGCGGGAACAUUGCCACGUGGAAUUCGGGAGCGGCGGUCAUCAAAGGAUACUCGGCCUCAGAGAUCAUCGGGAAGCAUUUUUCGGUCUUUUACGGCGAGGAAGACCGGGCAUCGGACAAACCGGGAAGGGAGCUGGAUGUAUGCCUGCGCGAAGGCAAAGUGGAAGACGAAGGAUGGCGGUAUCGCCAGGAUGGGUCGCGCUUCUGGGCCAACGUGAUGAUCACUCCAAUCUACCAAUUUGGCCGACAUGUAGGUUUCGUCAAGGUGUCCCGCGAUCUGACCGAGCGCAAAGCGGCCGAAAGCCGGAUGAUCGCCGCGUUCGAGGAGUCGUCAAAGAUGAAGACAGACUUCCUGGCAAAUAUGAGCCACGAGAUCCGGACGCCGAUGAAUGGCAUGAACCUGGCGCUAGCGAUGCUCACGGACACGGACCUCAACGAGCAGCAGCGGGAGAUGGCGUCCAUCAUUCAGGAUUCGACAUCGGUCCUGCUGGAAGUCAUCAACGACGUGCUGGACUACUCGAAAUUGUCCUCUGGGUCCUUCUCUCUAACCGCCGAUGUGCUCGACAUCAAGGCUGUAUUGGCGGCAGUCACCCGGAAUUGUAAAUCUUCUUUGAAGCCGGGCGUUGAACUGAUCAACUCCACGGCCCCCGACAUUCCUAAGCAUCUUCGUGGCGACCCCUUGCGAUACCGGCAGGUGCUCCAGAAUAUGAUCAGCAACGCCGUCAAGUUCACAGAUCAGGGUUAUGUCAAGGUGGUCACGUCGUGCUUGACAAAGGAGAAGAAUCCGCAAACGUACGAAAUCUUAACCGAGGUAAUCGACACCGGGAUCGGGGUGCCAGAGGAGUCCGCCAGUACGCUCUUCACUCCGUUCACGCGGUUCGCGGACUCGUCCACAAAGAGAUACCAAGGCACAGGGUUGGGCUUAUCGAUCUGCAAGAGCCUCGCCGAACUCAUGGACGGCGCGGUGGGAUUUCGACCCAACCCGGAAGGCCGUGGCAGUGUGUUCUGGUUCACGGCCAAGAUGAACUGUUCGGGUGCGGCCGGAAGGGACGCCCUGCCAGGGACGGUGGCUCAAGAGGAUGCCAAGCAACUCGAGGCGAAGGUAAAGGAUAUCGCUCCCCAGAAGCAACUGUUACUGGUGGAGGACAAUCUGGUCAACCAAAUGGUGAUGCUGCGACUGCUGAAGAAGCUGGGAUUCGAGCGGAUCGACACCGCCUGGAAUGGCGCCGAGGCGGUGCGGUUGGUCAAGCAGACGCCAUUGUCGUACAAUGCCAUCUUAAUGGACAUCACCAUGCCGGUGAUGGACGGGAUGGAAGCGACAACGUGCAUCCGGAACAUGAAAAUCGACGUGCCCGUCAUCGCGCUGACAGGCAACGCCUUGGACGGGGACGAGGAGACUUAUUUGGCCAAAGGGAUGAAUGAUUACCUUGCGAAGCCGGUCCACCGCAAUCAACUCACCCGAACGCUGCUGAAGUGGAUUGGUCCGUGA
Aspergillus campestris IBT 28561 is the source of this 2046-nucleotide messenger RNA. RefSeq names its product sensor histidine kinase/response regulator Fos-1/TcsA (gene fos-1). The coding region runs from base 1 to 2046 and encodes 681 amino acids. Gene Ontology annotation, biological process: phosphorylation; phosphorelay signal transduction system. NCBI's taxonomy places the organism in Eukaryota, Fungi, Ascomycota, Eurotiomycetes, Eurotiales, Aspergillaceae. Gene Ontology annotation, molecular function: phosphorelay sensor kinase activity. The transcript has 2 exons. The record is from RefSeq and is a predicted model, not a curated record.